Oppiella nova is the source of this 5228-nucleotide messenger RNA. Lineage: Eukaryota; Metazoa; Arthropoda; Arachnida; Sarcoptiformes; Oppiidae. The record is from the annotation of a GenBank genome assembly.
CCCGGAGCCCCUCCACAACAAGUGCACGGUAUUGCAAUAGACUCGAAAAGCGUGCGAAUUGAAUGGGAACCCCCACCCCUUCCCAAACAUCACGGAACCAUUACUUACUACAAAGUUAUCUAUUAUGAAGAUAAUAUAAACCCCUCUAAAAAGUCCGAAACUAAUGUAACCGCAAAUGAGCACUCAGUUGUACUCAGAAAUCUCAACAAAUGGACUAAUUAUCGCAUUUCAGUGAUUGCGGGCACAGUGUUAGGCGACGGACCCGCUUCUGCACACAUUAUUGUGCGGACCGACGAAGACGGUAAGGGCUCACCACUCGUCCACUUGUUUGGCUUCUCAGCUCUUUUCUAUCUUCCGGGUGAACCUCGAGAUGUAAAGGGAGGCCCUAUAAACAGCACAGCAGUAUUGGUUGAAUGGUUGGCACCCAUUCAUAAGGAACAGAAUGGUUUGAUUAGAGGCUAUCAAAUACAUGUUCAAGAAAUCAAUGCAAACGGGGAUCUGAUUAACGAUCCGAUUCGAUACGAUGUGGCCGACGGUAUGGCAGAGGACUAUAACGUGACUGGUCUGCAGCCCGACACUGAGUACGCCAUUCAAGUGGCUGCUGUCACUCGUAAAGGGGACGGCACUCGUAGUCGCUCGACAAACGUACGCACUUUAGGGGGCGUUCCAUCGAGACCUGAUAUUCUGAUCCGACUAUUACAAGACGAGCCACAGAUGAGUGUAGAGGUGCAGUGGUCGCGACCCAAUCACACCUACGGACAGCUAAUUAAAUACAAACUAAAAUACGGACGAAUCGAUAGUCCCAACAGAGAGGAGAUGGAAAUUGAACCGCAAGAACAGCACAGAAUUAUAAGGGAUUUGGACAGAGGGGCCAGAUAUGAGUUCCGCAUUGCAGGCAGUAAUGUGAUUGGUUGGGGUCAGGAAUCUGUAGCAUAUGUCGAGACACCAGAAGGUAUACCACGAGCUCCACCGCAAAACCUUACAAACCGUUUGCAAAGUCCGACUACAGUUGUUGUGAAUUGGGAUCCACCCCUUCCUCAGUACAGAAACGGCAAAAUAUCCGGUUAUGGAAUCCAUUUCCACAAACUAUCGGAUCAAUCGCCAAACGAAUACAACACAUCUCAGACUCGAAUGGUUUUUAGUUCAUUGGAUGAAAACACUGAAUACUCUUUUCGAGUGAGAGCUCAUACAAGUCGAGGAGCGGGUCCGUGGAGUAAUCGAAUCCAAAUGCAAACUCCGGGAGACGUUCCGCCGGCGCCAACAAACGUGCAAUCGUUGAGUACUUCCGAGACAUCUGUGGAGGUUUGGUGGGAUGAGAUGCCAUUCUUCAAUGAUAUAUUGGGUUAUCAUGUCUUAUACUCACAAACGCCUGUCGAAGAUCUCGAUCUGUGGUAUAGAAAAGAAGUGUCGCUCACGUGGUCGGCAGCUAUUACAGGCUUAGAGCCUAAGACCAUGUAUGCCAUACGAGUGGCCGCCUAUACUAAUCAGGGAUUGGGACGACUUUCCGAAUUAAUAACUGUUAGAACAGAUCCCACUGACGUUCCACUAAACCUACAGGCGCUCGACGUGACCACUCAUACCAUGACACUUAGUUGGAAGGCACCCAAAAAAUUGGAACCAAUUAAGUAUAAGAUAACAUAUGGUUCUCACAAAGAAUUCUACGACAGUCAGGGAGUUCUUCAAAAGCUGCCAAUCAGUCCGGAAUCCAUUUACGUCUCAUCAGAUGUUACCGAAUAUAAAGUCAAUAUUUUGAUGCCAUUCACUACAUAUCAAGUGAACGUAACGGCCGUCCCAUCAGACGAGUCGUUCCGACCGCCCGCCAAAAUCACUGUUACGACAGCUAUGGCUGCGCCUAAGCCUAUGGUUAAACCCGAUUCCAUUGAAUCGCAAAACAAACAACAGAUUACAGUAAUCCUUCCGCAAGCCUCCGAAGAGUACGGCCCUAUCAGUCAUUACUAUUUAGUAGUCGUUCCGCACGACUUCGCCACUAAAGAGCCCGACAAGUAUUCUAUAGAAGACUUGUCUUCGACACCGAGUGACCGAAUCGGUCCCUAUAUUGCCGCCAAAUGGAUGAGAAGAGCCAUUCCCAACACCUUCUCUCUGGGUGACGGACAGAAAUACAAUGGAUUUGUGAACAGAAGACUAAUUAAAGGCGUUUUAUACCAUAUAUUCAUUCGAGCCGUUGUCGACACUCCCAUAAAGAGCCUCUUCACGAGUUCACCAUUUUCUGAUGUAUUGAGUUUGGAAGCGAUUACGGCUGAAGGACACGGAAGAAGUAUUAAUGUUCAGCAGACAGAGUCACAGCCAACAGAUCGACCGGGAGAUAGAGUUCCAGUCACUCGAGCUGGCGAUAAGUCGGGCGCUAUUCUUAUCCUAUCCAUAGUAUUGGCCAUUCUUUUAGUGGUUAUGUCCGUCGGGUUUUGCAUUAUUAAGAGGUAUUUAACUCCAGGAAAACGAUGCUUUCGAAGACUUAUUUCCUAUUUUAUUGCUCGCAGACGUCGACAACUCGUCAAAACUCCCGCAGCGGACACUACAAUGAAAUUAUUAUUGAGUUCCGCAGAACCACGUGAUAUGACGACUCAUCCAUCAGAUCCGGUAGAGUUGCGUCGACUGAACUAUCAGACGCCAGCGAUGAUGAGUCAUCCGCCCAUUCCGGUCACAGAGCUGGCCAACCAUAUCGAGCGCCUGAAAACAUCGGAAAACCUGAAGUUCUCUCAAGAGUACGAGUCUAUAGAGCCGGGACAGCAGUUCACUUGGGAUAACUCGAACAUCGAGUUCAACAAACCUAAGAACAGGUACGCCAAUGUGAUCGCCUAUGACCACAGCCGAGUCGUUCUCCAGCCCCUGGACAGCACUCCCGGCUCUGACUAUAUUAACGCCAAUUACUGUGACGGAUAUCGCAAACAAAAUGCAUACAUUGCUACUCAGGGACCACUGCCCGAGACUUUUGGCGAUUUCUGGCGAAUGGUUUGGGAGCAGAGGAGUGCAGCCGUUGUUAUGAUGACUAAACUGGAAGAGAGGACUCGUAUAAAGUGCGACCAAUACUGGCCAUCGCGUGGCACUGAAUCGUAUGGUGUAAUGCAUGUAACGCUCACUAAUUAUGAGGAGUUGGCCUCGUAUUGCAUCCGAACAUUCAGUUUGCAGAGAACCGGUUAUGUGGAUACACGAGAAGUACGACAGUUCCAGUUCACUGCUUGGCCCGACCACGGCGUGCCCGACCACCCGACCCCCUUCCUCAUGUUCUUGAGGAGAGUCCGGACUAUGAAUCCACCAGAAGCUGGUCCUCUCAUUAUACAUUGCUCUGCGGGCGUCGGCCGGACGGGUUGUUAUGUUGUAAUCGACUCAAUGCUCGAAAGACUCAAAUACGAGAACACGAUCGACAUCUACGGUCACGUGACAUGUCUGAGAGCUCAACGCAAUUAUACGGUUCAGACGGAGGAUCAGUAUAUCUUCAUUCACGACGCAGUACUCGAGGCAGUGAUUGCCGGCAACACAGAGGUGUCGGCCCGCAGUCUCUAUAACCACAUCCAACUGCUGAUGCAAGUGGUUCCCGGAGAAAACAUCACUGGAAUGGAGUUGGAGUUCAAGAAGAUUGCGUCGAUGAAGACUGUGGUCAAUAAGUUCAUCAGUGCUAACCUUCCCGUCAAUAAGUUUAAGAACCGACUCAUGAAUAUAUUGCCGUAUGAGUCGACGCGAGUCUUCUUACAGCCCCUCAGAGGAGUCGAGGGAUCCGAUUAUAUAAACGCCAGCUUUAUUGAUGGCUAUAAAUACCGGAGCGCUUAUAUCGCAACUCAGGGACCCCUCCAGGAGACCACUGAAGAUUUCUGGCGAAUGCUUUGGGAACACAAUUCAAAUAUUGUCGUCAUUUUAACCAAACUCAAGGAAAUGGGACGCGAAAAGUGUCACCAAUACUGGCCUUUAGAACGCUCGCAGAGGUACCUGUAUUUUGUGGUCGACCCCAUCACUGAGUAUAAUAUGCCUCAGUAUAUACUCAGAGAAUUCAAAAUCACUGACGCACGGGACGGCCAGUCGAAAGUGAUCCGUCAGUUCCAUUUCGUGGAGUGGCCCGAACAGGGCGUUCCCAAGUCUGGCGACGGGUUCAUUGAAUUUAUAACUCAAGUGCACAAAACAAAAGAGCAGUUCGGACACGACGGCCCCAUUGCUGUCCACUGCAGGUAUGUCUUGCAACCGCUUCUCUAUGCGUUGAAUUUAUUUAACAAAUGGUUUGACGUUGCUGGUGUCGGCCGAACCGGGGUUUUCAUAACAAUGAGUAUAGUAUUAGAGCGCCUCCAGAACGAAGGUGUGGCCGAUCUCUUCCAAACAGUGAGAACAUUGCGAACCCAAAGGCCAGGUAUGGUUCAGACCGAAGACCAGUACCAGUUCUGUUACAGAGCGGCACUCGAGUACAUCAGUUCGUUCGACAACUACACCAACUAAUGAAGGGAUACCUCUACUCAUACAUCAUGUCUUCACUCACAUUAUGAUUAAUUUUGGGCCAAAUUAUCGUCAGUACAAACUGUUUGUCAACACAUUUUGAUUCAAUGGAUAAUAAUGAACUCAAUAUUUGCGUUUUGGCAGCAGAACUGGUGGUAAAGUUCCUCAUUAUUUGUUUUAUAUGUAAAAUCCAACCAUUGAUUUGCAGCUCAAGUCUAAUAUUAAUAAUUGAAUGAAUUAAUGGCAAUAUAUAUACAGUAUAUAUGACUUCAAACGAAUGAUUUGUGCCUAAAAUCUAUUUGAAUAGUAUUUCUAAAUGCAUUCAAUGAGUCAUUUAAAUGAGAUGUUGAUGUCUUGGUGUCCCUUUUUUGGUCUAAUUCUAGUCUCAAAUCUAAACUAUUGUCUGAAACAUCCGCUAAAGUCAUGAAUUAAUUGAAUUUAUAUGAGAAUCGAUUUUUGUGCCUCUCUUUCCUAUGAGUUAUGCUUUCUUUUCAUUGAUUUUAUUAUUCAUUAUAAAUGAUGUGAUUUUCAUAUGCGAUGUGUUUGUGACUCAAAAUUAACAGUAAAUACAGUAAAACAAUACAAUAUUCCAAACAUUAAUCGUUAGGCUCUACUGUACCAUACAUUGUGCUACAAUAUGUAUAACUUUUAAUUACACAACAAUUUCUAUGACAUGUAGUCGUUAUUACCUAAACUAAUGAUUAUACCGUAAUUGAACCAAUAAUUACUUAAUUGUAACUGGGUUACAAACAUAUAAAAUAAUCUCAAUUCUAAUUCUAAUACAAAAUUGACGC